Vollenhovia emeryi is the source of this 3693-nucleotide messenger RNA. It is a transcript of the gene Scgdelta, whose product is annotated as zeta-sarcoglycan. NCBI's taxonomy places the organism in Eukaryota, Metazoa, Arthropoda, Insecta, Hymenoptera, Formicidae. The record is from RefSeq and is a predicted model, not a curated record. Gene Ontology annotation, biological process: heart contraction; cardiac muscle tissue development. Gene Ontology annotation, cellular component: sarcoglycan complex; sarcolemma. The coding region runs from base 1117 to 2403 and encodes 428 amino acids. The transcript is spliced from 7 exons.
UUGGUGCCAUGAUCGGACCCGGCGACCGGUCUCGUGACAGAAAGGCGCGAUACAACGACGAUCGAGCGGAAGAUGAAAUUACAAACGGCCGCGAGAAACGUCGUGGCGAUUGAUCGUGGAAAGCGCUCGACGCACGCGAUUUACAUAGAGACACGUCGUCGCCCCUGGUAUGCCUCGAUAAUCGUUCGUACGGAAUACCGCGGCCGACGACUCGCGUCAAAAUGACGCGGAUGUAAUAGAAACCGUUUGGCAGCCGGGAGAGGAUUAAUCUUCAGAGCAGAGAGCAAAACCCGGGGUCCUACCGGUAGACAGGUGGCUUGUCAGUCAUCCCGCCGCGAAAUAGGAGCUCCUGCCGCGAUAGAGCCACGCGAUAGUAAAUCACAAGGUGGCGGGAUUUCGCGCGGCUGUCAGGCGGAAACGCCGCUCCAUUCCGCUUCGCUCCGCUCCGACUGACAACACCCUCUUCAGCACGUCACGCAGACGAGUUUUACGAAACGUAUCGCGCCCCGUGACGACGAGUUGGCGAGGAUUCGCCGCCGCCGCUGCCACUGCCACCGCCACGUUAUCUUUAUCGUCGUCAUUAGCCCGGAGCCAUCCGAGUCGACCACUCUGCUCGCUCGCUCGACGCGACUUUCGGUUGCCGUAAAUAACGCCACGCACUUUGGCGAGUAACGGCUGGCGAAAACCCGGCCGUGCGGUCCCCGGGUCGCGUGUACGUGUGUGCUACCACGGUGGAAUCCCGCUCGUAAUGACUCGUAAUUGCGCGGAGGAGGAGCCGACGUCGUGCUGGAACGAUUUAAGGGACACCUAGCAGCGCCACCCGCACCCUCCGUUUAUAAUGAUUAGGUGCACGCGACUACGGGGAUUACCUGGUUGAGGUGGAGGACCCCGAGGUGCCCCGAGACGCGAGGGUGGACGGAGACGGAGACGGUGAGGCUAACGUGAGGCUGAAAUCUGAAUACGUGGGUGGUUGAUCGCGACCCCCCGACAAACUCGUCCCUGGUACCUCGCGACCAAACGAUCCAACGGGCUGAUCGUUAGCACGCUCGAGCGCGGAUCGUCGACGUUUUUCGACGGUGUACUCGCCCGUUCGAGAGAUUCAAUUGGAAGGGCGUAAUGGACACGUCACCAACGUUAAGCAUCGGCGGCUCGAGGGCCAGGGCGGCCCUUUUGACCACCAGCGGCACCGGAACCGGCAGCACCGACAGACGGGUCGUCUUUUUAGCAAGUCAACCCUCGGUCGGCAGCAGUCACGAGACCAAGACCUGGCCUCACCAUUGGUCGCCGCACACGACCGGAAACAGUUACAAAUCGCCAGAGGAAUCGCCGCACACGGAGCACGGCAGACUGAGGAUGUCCAGGGGCCAAGGAGGGUGGUCGGACGAGCCCUGCACUUCUAGCAGUGCAGGUCGACGCGGUGGAGCACGGCAAACGGCGGGAUCGUCUUCGAGAACGGCAGCUUCCGUCUUGGAGGAGCGCGCUUCCGGUACCACGCCAUGUAAAAGUGGCUUCAGAUUAGGGGUCUACGGCUGGAGGAAAAAAUGUCUCUAUUCUCUCGUGUUAACCCUCAUGGUCAUCGUCAUUCUCAACCUCGCCCUCACCGUCUGGCUUCUCAAAGUCAUGGGAUUUAGUCCCGACGGUAUCGGCUCGCUAAAAGUGGUGCCUGGGGGAAUCGAGCUAAGAGGUCAAGCCGCCGUGUUAGACGCCCUCGUGGCCUCCAGCCUGAGAUCUCGGAGGGGCAAAAACUUGGUGCUGGAGUCAUGGAGUAAUUUUACGGCCUCGGCGAGAUCUCACGAUGGUCGGCUCCUCGCGCGAUUAACAGUCGGGGAGGACCGCGUCGACUGUGUGUCCAGAGGUUUCCGAAUAACCGAUCCACGGGGAGGCGUGCUGUUCUCCGCGGACAGGGAACAGGUUAUCGUGGGGGCGGAAAUGUUAAGGGUGACCGGCGACGGUGGUGCCGUUUUUCAAGGCAGCGUGCAGACCCCGCUGGUCAGAGGCGAAUCGGGACGCGGUCUCAAGCUCGAAUCGGCGACGAGGACCUUGAAGAUAAACGCUCCUGAGCAGGUGGUGAUCGAGUCCUGGGCGAACGAGAUUUCAGCCUCCUGUCUGACGGAUUUAAAACUGCAGAGCGUUCACGGGGCCAUCCGGCUCGACGCCAAGUCCGUCUACAUAAAGGGCUUGAAAACGGCGAUUCCGGUGCAAGGGCACUCGUCCAGGGAGCAACAGCAGCAGCAGCAGCAGCAGCAGCAGCAGCAGCAGCAGCAACAGCACUCCGGCAGAUCUUCGUCCGCGCAUCAGAGCCAGAAGGAGACCACCAUCUAUCAGUUGUGUGCGUGUGCGAGCGGCAAGCUCUUCCUCGCCAGGCCGGACGGCAGCUGUCAGGCCGACAAAUCGAUUUGCUAAUACAAUUACGCGGCUCGACUUUCCGGUGUAUCGCGAAAGCGCAGAUGAUUCGAUAGGAAUCGCGGGCGAGCUAUGUGACUUUGUCAGUGACGUUAGCGAUGAAGAGGAAAAAAAGAAAGAGCGAAAAAUGCAUUGUGAUCGGCCAUCAGCGCGAUCGGGGACGAGGCCUUCAUUGGAAACACUGCAAACGAUAUCAAAAACGAAUCCACCGCGCCAAAACGGGCAAGAAAGCCCCCCGGAGUGCAACGUGUCGGCGGAGGAAGAGUUAAAGAGAGAGAAAGAGAACUCGGUAAAUAGGUUUGAGGCUAAUUAAUUAUUCCCAGCACGCGCGCUAUUUUUCAAGGAACGCGGCGUAUGCACGAUACGCCUUCAAGUGCCGGGCGCCCUUCGAGAAUCUCUGGUUUUACUUAGGGCCUAAUCUGACGACCUGACGAGCGGCGUCGCGCCCCCUCCCCCCUCCCCAGUGCAUACAUGUCAAUUAAAUGGAAUUGCAUCGAGCGCUUUUCCUUUUUCCUUCCUUUCCUCCCUCCCGUAUUUUACAGUUCAGCGUCAGUCACGGUUAAUUGAGUUGUCGUAUAAGGGCACAAUCGGGCGUUGUUGCGGCUUCAAUCCCGCGCUUAAGGCACACGUCAAUCUUCCCUAGUCACGGUGCGAGCCAAUCUUCGCCCCGUGAAAUAUCCGACCGAUCCAACGGCGGCGGCGGCGACUGCGAGACGCGCGCAAAUAUAAACGCAUCGGGCGUUUCCCUCGCAGCGGGGAACGUACGAGCGUCGCGCGGGUACAAAGGGAAUUCUCGCGAGGUCUUGACCGGAAAAAUUCUCUCGAAUUCGCGGGCAUUCGAGGAAUUCUCUCUGAGGAAUAUUCUUCCCCGAGCGGCGUUCACCAAGAGGUCUUCCCUUUAACUUUUUCUCGCGCCAGCGCCCACCGGUCAAUGCGAUACGCGAGAGGGAAAGCGCGAGAUUCUCGCCAUCUUGUGUCGCAAAAGGCGUCUCGCGACGCGACAUUUCCUCGCCGGGGUGCUCGCCUGCUCCGGCGUUUCCCCGGAUCCGGCUCCAACUUGUAUACUUCUUCCCUCCCGGCGGGGUGACAUUUGUCGGGGGGCCUUGGAGAUAUCUAUCGGGGAUCCGAAGGGAAUCAGAUACGCGUGCUAAAACGUGUAUAACUGUGUGUACAUAGCACCGUCACCGAUGUUACUCCGUGACGCGCGAUGCCUGGACCGAAUUCUCAUCUCACGUUCGUCGUUAGAAGCGAUCGCGAGAUCCUAAAGGCCUGCGUCCACGAUGCUAGAAC